CCAAGGCACUGACCUAUAUUCAUAAAAGUGUACUAUGUCUUGUUGAGCAGUGUAGUAGAAUAUUUGGAGUGGUAACACUGGAUGGUAGGCACUGAUAACCUGGUCUUGAGGCUGUCUAGUGGCAUCCUCUCAUGGUUCAUUCAUAAGCCCUUCCCUGCACUGCCAAAAUAGCAGAUCUAUAAGCCCAGGUGCAUAAUAUUGAUUACUACCAAAAAGGAGGGCAUUUACACAUUUUUUGUCGUUCAUAUCAGUAGUUAACAAUAAGCUAUUGCUCAAUAACGUGGAAAAAGGAAAAAUGAAUGUUACAAGGUGUGAGUGAACCGCUGCCGCGUGAUUGCAAGGUAUCAAUAAGAUCACAGUCUUCUGUUCCUCCUGUCCUUGGUUCUACAGCUUCUCUUCUGUCCAUUGUGAAACACGAAGGGUGUGAACAGGAAGUCACACAACCCGAGGCUGAUCUUUGCAACAAUUUUUCGUCUUUAAAAGUCCUGAAAUAACAUCAUAAAGCAACAUGAGCGAAAAAGUUUUGUUUUUAGUUUCAGUCCUUGUCGAGGUUGGAUUGAAAGGGAAAAAAAAACGCAGCACAAAUGAAACAGUAAUGUUCAUUUCCGAAUGCCAUUUUCUCCACAUAGUUUGAUAACAGUCGUGAUAAUAAAUAAGUCUCAAGAGUAAUAGAUUAACUAACAGGAGCUCCUUGCUUUUUACCUGGCCGCUGUGUCGCACCUGAGUCACGCUAACACGCUUCACGCACCACCACACCGCCACCACCACCACCGCCACAUUGCUGCCACUAAUGAAUAACCGGCCAGGCACGCCAAGAAGACGUUUGGUAACUCCUUGAAUCGCCUCUGACACAAAACGUUGUAAUGUAGCGAGGAAGUGACGUAAACGCGCGUUGCCAGUGCAUGAAAUAUUUACUGGGAUUUGUGCAUGAUUCUGCUGGUAGAAUAAUAAAGUAAGUUUUUUAUGCCGAGGGGUAGUGUCAUGUACUAAGCUGCACGAACAAAGAUGGGAGUGUGUCUGUGUCAUGCUGCAUUGAGUGGAACCUGAGACACGCGGGAUGAGUCAUGCUGGUUCAGGUGAGGUGGCUGGCGGUGGUGGUAGUGGUGGUGGUCUGCCCGGUGACGCCCGGUACCUGCUGUACGUCCCUCCACCGCCUCGUGUAGUGUUCCCCGUGAGCCGCAAGAUAACAUGGCUGUCGCGAUAAGGAAAUUUACGAUUAGAUAAGAACAUUGUUUUAACUUCGCAUACGUGUUUGUGAGACUGAAGGAGACGUGCAAUGGAAAGUUAAUAUGUGCAAUGUUGGUGCAACUUGCGUUUGUAGAGACGAAAUUCUAACCAAUACUUCUCGUCGAUAUCGAACACGGAGACCUAAUAGCUGUAAGACAGGCAUGGCGGAGCUGCGGGCGUGGGCAGUGGUGGUGGUGUGGGUGGUAAGCCUCGCUAGCCACGCCCACGGCCAGCUAGGGGUGUGGGGCGUCGACGAGGACACAGAGAGCCUUGACACGCCCACCACCACCGCCAGUCAACUGCUCCCGGACAUAUAUUGGGAAAGAGAAGGCGAGUGGGAAGAUGAAGGCAACGCGGCGGGACGAGAAGAGAGCGGCGUGGUGGUGCGGGGGCAGGAGAGGAGGUGGCGGCCGCUACUCGAUACCUACCAGGGGUGUUACGACGGGCAGGUGUUCAACGGGACCCUCAUGUACGUGAAUCUGACCCAGGUGAUGGAGAACAAUCAGCUGGAGGGCGCGGAACAAGCUUGCUUCCACCUGUGUAGCAACAAGAAGCCCCUCUCCUCCAUGUACAUCGCCGUCAGCCCCGCCGUCAGCAGCGUGGUGGAUGGGUGCGGGUGUCAGGAAGCGCUGUAUCUUGAUAAUCUGGACGGUGAGAAGUGUGACACAGUUCAACAUUACUACCGUGUGUACUGCGGCCCCGCCAAUGACGAGUGUAUGAACCACGGCACCACACUGGCAGCCUCCUCGCUCCUCCUCGGCCUGCCCCUCGCUGCUCUUCUCCACUCACUUGUCACGAGUUAUGAUGUAUAGGCAUGAUUCUAGGCCCAGAAUAUAGGGUAUCGUGAGGAAAGAAAGUCAAGGGAAAGAUAGAGAGAUGAAAGAGUGGGAUAUUGAACUGCAGAAGAUGAGUCACAGAAGAUACAAUGGACAUAAGCAACGGAAGGAAACGACAAAAGAUUGUUUGAUGUUUAUUACGAAAGUCAUAUUCUCAUAUUUCUAGACACUUCAUAUAUUUUUGAUGAUCUUUGUGUGGUUGGUCUGGGCUUGUUUUGUUACAUACAUAUUUUUGUAACUUUGGGUUGUCUUAGAGAAGCCUACCUCUCUUUUAUGAAGAAAGUUUCUUAUCUACUCUAACCAGGCUCAAACAGUUAUUUUGGUAGUUUAAUAAGAGUGUGUCUUUGUGUCCGUCCAUGUAGUGAUGUCAGGUAGAGUUAUUUCUUAAUCCUGCAUCUUUGUAAGGUGAAAGUGGGCUGAAGAGAAAACAAAAUAAGAAAAUGUACAGAUACAGAUGGAAAUAGAAAAGUGGGUGAAAUUAAGGAUUGCACAGGUUAAUGGCCACAACAAACUAGAAUAAAAGUCAAUCCUACUGCAAUAACUGGUAAAAAUACAAACAUUGCUUUCCUAUAUCAACGACAUUGUCUCCCGUCCAACUUUGUACAUAAAAAUGGAAGUAAACUGGGUGUGCAAUAUACGAGACACUAUUUCAUAUUGUUUCGGAUACGUUUGGCAGAUUUCGUAAAUAAAGGCAUUAUAAUUUUA
Messenger RNA from Portunus trituberculatus (swimming crab), 2768 nucleotides. RefSeq lists its product as uncharacterized. The transcript is spliced from 5 exons. The record is from RefSeq and is a predicted model, not a curated record. Bases 1290 to 2039 code for a protein of 249 amino acids. NCBI's taxonomy places the organism in Eukaryota, Metazoa, Arthropoda, Malacostraca, Decapoda, Portunidae.